This is a messenger RNA of Capsicum annuum, 3377 nucleotides long. RefSeq names its product probable LRR receptor-like serine/threonine-protein kinase At3g47570. Gene Ontology annotation, biological process: protein phosphorylation. The record is from RefSeq and is a predicted model, not a curated record. Bases 143 to 3181 code for a protein of 1012 amino acids. Gene Ontology annotation, molecular function: protein kinase activity; ATP binding; protein binding. NCBI's taxonomy places the organism in Eukaryota, Viridiplantae, Streptophyta, Magnoliopsida, Solanales, Solanaceae. The transcript is spliced from 2 exons.
AAAAACACUCCAGAGACACUCUAUAGUACAUUUCUUUCCAAUGAAUUUGAUAUCAUUAAAAAUAUAAAUCAUCUAAGAUCAUUGAUUUGCCUCACCAAUUCUUGAUUUAGGAAAAAAAAAAGGAAAUCUGUCUGUUAUAGUUAUGGGAAGCAGUUGCAAUCUUCUCUUUCCUCUUGUGGUUUUCAUUUUGCUACAUGUCCAUACUUCACUGUCUUCUGUUCCCAAUAUUAUUACUGAUGAAGCUGCUCUUCUUGCCUUCAAAUCUCAUAUUUCUUCUUCCGACCCUAACAACAUAUUAGCAACAAACUGGUCUUCUUCCAGCGCUGUUUGCAUCUGGAUUGGCAUCACUUGCAGCUCCCGCCACAAUCGAGUCACAGCUUUAAACAUUUCUAGAAUGCAACUUCAUGGUACCAUUUCUCCACAACUUGGGAACCUCUCAUUUCUCGUUUCCCUCAUCAUCAGCAACAACGCUUUCCAGGGAGAAUUACCAGAAGACUUAGCUCAUUUGCAGAGGUUGAAACUGAUUGAUUUCACAAGCAAUAACUUUACUGGUGCCAUUCCAUCAUUUUUAGGUUUGUUAAGGAACCUGCGGAUUUUGCGCCUUUCGAGCAACAGAUUCUCGGGGGAAAUUCCAUCUUCCCUUUCCAGUCUAACAAAGCUUGAAGUGUUGAGGAUAAAGGAAAAUUUUCUCGAAGGAGAGAUCCCUCGGGAACUUGGUGAUCUUCAUUACAUGACUGCUUUAAACCUGGAAAGUAACCACCUUAAUGGCUCCAUACCACCAUCAAUCUUUAACAUUACAACAAUGCGAUUCAUUGCUCUGACCAACAACAAUCUUACUGGCAAGUUGCCAACAACUAUAUGUGACCAUCUUCCAAACUUGGAAGGGCUUUACCUCUCAGAAAACAUCCUAGGUGGCAUUAUUCCACCAAACUUGGCAAAAUGCAAGAAGCUCAAAAUCUUGUCAUUGUCUGUCAAUGAGUUCACUGGAACUGUACCAAGAGAGCUGGCUAACCUAACAGCACUUACAGUAUUAUAUCUUGGGACGAAUAGUUUGAGUGGUUCUAUCUCUGCUUCUAUCUCAAAUUCUUCAAAACUCACCCUACUUGAUCUUUCAUUCAACAGUUUCACAGGUCCGAUUCCUGAAUCACUUGGUAAGCUGGAACACCUUGAGAUUUUGAACUUGGGAAGGAAUAAUUUUUUCAGUGAUUCAAUGUCAUUGAGAUUCCUGACAUCUUUGACAAACUGUAGGAAAUUAAAAUUAGUUGGUUUAGGUGAGAACCCACUGGGUGGGUUUUUUCCUGCAUCAGUUGGGAAUUUCUCUGACUCUCUUCAAGUUUUUGAAGGUCCGGAUUGUAAACUGAAGGGUGUCAUUCCUGAAGAAAUUGGAAAUCUUACUGGAUUGAUAAAGAUGAGUCUGUUUAACAAUGAGUUGACAGGACAUAUUCCAAAAACUUUCCAAGCCAUGCUGAACCUUCAAGAACUUUACCUGCAACACAACAAGAUAGAAGGAAAUAUUACAGAUGUUUUCUGCAAUUUAAAAAAUCUCGGUGCUUUAGGAUUGUCAGGAAAUCAAUUAUCUGGUCGCGUGCCACCAUGCUUAGGCGAAGUUAGCACUUUGAGAUAUCUUUAUCUAGCUGACAACAUGCUUAAUUCAAGUUUACCUGAAAGCUUGGGGGGCCUUCAUGAUCUCAUGGAAUUCAAUAUUUCAUCAAAUUUAUUGAGUGGCCAAAUUCCUAUAGAGAUCGGAAAUUUAAAGGCUGCAAUAUUCAUAGAUCUAUCAAAAAAUGAUUUUUUUGGUAAUAUCCCUAGUACUCUUGAGGGUCUAGAUAAAUUGAUUGUACUUUCUCUAGCACAUAACAGAUUAGAUGGACCUAUUCCCCAUUCAUUUGGCAAAAUAUUGGCUUUGGAAUUCUUGGAUUUGAGCUAUAACAAUCUUAGUGGAGAAAUUCCUAGGUCACUAGAAGCUCUGGUGUAUCUCAAAUACUUGAACUUCUCAUUCAAUAAACUAAGUGGAGAGAUUCCCACUGGUGGUCCUUUUGCAAAUGCGACAGGACAAUCUUUCUUGUCCAAUCAUGGGCUUUGUGGUGAUUCUAAGUAUCAUGUGUUACCAUGCAUCAUCAAAUCUCAGAAAAGGUCAAAGAGAAAGAAGACAAUCUUAGUUUUGUACGUCCUUUCGGGAGUGGGUCUUCUAUUUCUUGCAUUAGCCCUCACAUAUGCCUUUUUAAGAUUGCGAAUGAAAAAGAAAAAUGCAGGUCAAGCAGAUUUGUCUCUGGAAGGGCAUGAAAGAAUUUCCUAUUAUGAACUUGAACAAGCAACAGAAGGAUUCAAUGAAAGCAACUUGCUUGGUAACGGGAGUUUCAGUAAGGUCUACAAAGGGAUACGUAAGGAUGGUACUCUUUUGGCAGCAAAGGUAUUCAACGUGCAAUUCGAGGGUGCAUUCAAAAGUUUUGACACAGAAUGUGAGAUGUUGCGCAAUCUACGCCAUCGAAAUCUGACCAAAGUCAUCACCAGUUGCUCCAAUCUUGAUUUCAGAGCCUUAGUGUUGGAAUACAUGCCCAAUGGGACACUUGAUAAAUGGUUAUACUCUCACAACUUGUUCUUGAAUUUGUUGCAGAGAUUAGAAAUAAUGAUAGAUGUUGCAUCUGCAAUGGUCUAUCUCCACAAUGGCUGUUCAAAUCCAGUGGUGCAUUGUGACCUGAAGCCAAGCAAUGUCUUGCUAGAUCAAGAAAUGGUUGGCCAUGUCAGUGAUUUUGGCAUUGCAAAAUUGUUGGGUGCAGGGGAGACCUUUGUUCAGACAAGGACAAUAGCAACCAUUGGAUAUAUUGCUCCAGAGUAUGGACAAGAUGGAAUAGUAUCCACAAGCUGUGAUGUUUAUAGUUUUGGCAUCAUGAUGAUGGAAACAUUUACAAGUAUCAGACCAAGUGAUGAAAGAUUUACCGGAGACUUAAGCAUACUUCGUUGGGUUAGUGACUCUCUUCCAAGUGGAAUUCAUAAGGUGGUGGAUGCUAAUUUGGUACAGCUAGGGAAUGAACCAACUGAUGCAAAGAUGCAGUGUCUUUUAUCUAUCAUGGAAUUAGCUUUGAAUUGCACUUUAGCUACACCUGAUGCAAGAAUUAGUAUGGAAGAUACUCUUUCUGCACUAGGAAAGAUUAGGCUUCAGUUUGUCAGUAGUCGCCGCUAGGUGUAAUACCAGACUGUUGGAGCCCCAUUGUAACACCCCGUAAAAAUUCGUGCAUGUGUUAGCCUCUAGUAGUAUACUGAAAUAGUUGGAAAGAUUUGAAUAUUUUUCUAAGUUUUAAAGGGACUUUGUCUCAUUUUUAGCUUCCAAACUUUGGGGAUUUUAUUUUCGGUCUUUCCGACCUCCGAUUUUAGAAUUU